UGUCUAUCAGAGCAAUACGGUAAGUGGCAAGUGUGGUAAAUGGUACAAUAUCACUAAGAAAUAACUUUAUACUAAUUGCACCUGCAAAAAGAAAGUACAGUUUGUCUCUACUAGUUUAGUAGUCACUUAUUGCUCAUGUUAUUAAAAGAAAAGACUAACCAUGAUUUUCCUGUUUAAAAGGUUCCUUUCAGCAGAGAUUAUAUGUGGCCUACAAUUUCUGCACAGCAAGGGGAUCAUCCAUCGGUCAGUAUAGAUUUCUUCAUCUCUGUAACAUUCUACAGCAGAGGCCACACUCAGGUUGCUCUGCAGAUCAGCCGCCCUUGCCUUCUUCUGUAUAACUCCUUUAAUCUCUUUAUUACAGAGACAUCAAACCCCUCAACGUCUUAUUGGAUGACAAAGGCCACGCUAGAAUCUCAGACUUCGGCCUGGCUCAGCAAAACGUCUUCAAGGACGACACCAUCACUGGCUGGGCCGGAACCCUGGGAUACAUGGCCCCGGAGAUUCUACAAGUAAAGCCAUAUAAUGCAGCAGUCGACUGGUGGUCACUUGGCGUCACCAUCUUUGAAAUGGCCACCGGCGACUCCCCAUUUACCAAAAGCGACAGAAAGGAACUCAUUGAUUCCAUCAUCAUGGAUAAUCCUUUAAUACCUCCAUGGCUGGAUGACAAUCUAAAAGAUCUUAUGAAAAUGGUGGGUAGCAACAGUGGUAUAGAGGUAUUGUAACA
This is a messenger RNA of Xenopus laevis (African clawed frog), 724 nucleotides long. Its product is annotated as ribosomal protein S6 kinase beta-2-like. The record is from RefSeq and is a predicted model, not a curated record. The transcript has 2 exons. Lineage: Eukaryota; Metazoa; Chordata; Amphibia; Anura; Pipidae. The coding region runs from base 489 to 722 and encodes 77 amino acids.